Molecule: messenger RNA, 1771 nt
Organism: Hyaena hyaena (striped hyena)
Lineage: Eukaryota; Metazoa; Chordata; Mammalia; Carnivora; Hyaenidae
Gene: TMA16
Product: translation machinery associated 16 homolog
Exons: 7
Coding region: 121-759 (212 amino acids)
Cellular component (GO): nucleus
Source: RefSeq, a predicted model, not a curated record
CAGUCUUCUCCGGCAACCACGUGUAUUUAAGUUGGAGUGUUUCUCUCAGCUGUUGCCACUGUUGGUGAGGUUUUCCAGGUCCGGGCGGCGGAGGUUCUCCGGGGCCGUGAGGACGUCACCAUGCCUAAAGCCCCAAAGGGAAAAACCAUAGGACGAGAAAAAAAGGUCAUCCAUCCAUAUAGUAGAAAAGCAGCUCAAAUUACAAGAGAGACCCACAAACAAGAAAAAAAGGAAAAAUUGAAGAAUGAAAAGGCAUUGCGUCUUAACCUUCUUGGUGAAAAGCUACAGUGGUUUCAAAGUCACCUUGAUCCUCAAAAAGCAGGCUAUUCAAAGAAAGAUGCUUGUGAAUUAAUUGAAAGGUAUUUAAAUCGAUUCAACAGUGAACUAGAGCAGAUUGAAUUACAUAACAGCAUCAAAGACAGGCAAGGAAGGCGGCACUGUUCCCGGGAGACAGUCAUCAAGCAGACAAUGGAGCGUGAGCGGCAGCAGUAUGAAGGAUACGGCCUUGAGAUUCCAGACAUUGUAAAUGCAGGUAAUCUGAAAACUUUUAGGGAAUGGGAUUUUGAUCUGAAGAAAUUGCCAACCAUUAAAAUGAGAAAAAUUUGUGCUAAUGAUGCAGUUCCCAAGAAGUGCAAGAAGAAAACUAUUAUAACCGUAGACAAGAAGAAAACUAUUAUAACCGUAGACAAAGAUUUAGGGGAAUUGGAGCUAAAAGAUGACUCCAGUGACUCAGAUGAGGAAAUGACUGCAGUGGCCUAAUUGUCCUUUAUUUCAGUUGAAAGUAAAUAAUAUGAACGUUAAGUUAUAUUUGAACUGAUUAUGGUAAAUAACUGUCUAGAUACAAGAAUUUGCUAAGUAGCUUAUCUUUUUUCAUGAUGAAAAUCCCAUUUACGGUUUCAAAAAGUGUUAUGAUUUUCACUUAAAAAGUAAGUGUUGCUUUUCAUUUAUUGCUAAAUGAGAUAUAAUGAAAUAAAAGCACAGUCUAAGAUCCAUUUAACCUGAAUUUCCCGAGCAUAGGGAGUGAUCUGAAAAAGGAAAAAAAAAGUUUUAAUUCUUUUCAUGUUCACCUUGGAUCACCUACUGUCAUAUUGUGGGGUAUGUACAGCUACAUGUUUUCUGGAAGGGUCCCAUGCAUACUUCUUGAGCAGUGGUGAUUGCAGAAUUGCCUUUCAGUAAUAGUGUUCCACUAAUCUUCCUCUUAAAUUAAACUUAUUUUCUUUCCUUGUAAGAUAGGGGAAAAUGUGGUAUGGAACAAAUACACACUGGUGGAUUGUACGUUAUUUUUAUUAUCUUUGCACCAGAGUUCAGUGGUAAAGAAAAAAUGUUGACUAUUUUCGUGGUGUUAGUCUCUCACACAUAAUUUGUUACCUUUUGAUAAACGGUUGCAGGUUAGCUCUUUCUGUUUGAAUAUUUUCUGCUUUCUCAUGAAAAAUGAUAGGUUUUAUCUGUGGAAACAAGAUCAAAGAAUCAGUUACUGCGAUUGUGUUAUUCUUCUAAGAGAUACAGUAAAUGACAUAUAACUCAGUUUUUCAAGUAUCAUGAAGAACAUGAAUGUAUUAGAAUGUUCUUUAUAGGACUUGUUAAAUGCAGUUAUCUUUUAGGCUAUUUUCUAAAGGAUACAAUGGAAGUGUAUUUGAGUAUUUUCAAGAAAAUAAAUGUAAAACGAUGCUAUAACUAGAUAUCAACUAAGUCUUGUUAACAAUUUAUUUAAAAUGUUACAGCUUUUUUUUACUAUUGAAAAUUAAAAAUAAAAUUUAUUUCCAUAAUUUCA